AUGGACUUAUUUCUUGAUGUUGUGAUUAUUGGCGCUGGCAUGUCUGGCAUCAAUUUUGCGCAUCGCCUCCAGCAGUCUAAUCCUACUCUCUCCUUUGUUGUCUUAGACGCACGGAACUCAAUUGGCGGAACCUGGGAUUUCUUCAAGUAUCCUGGCAUACGAUCUGACUCCGACCUAUACACAUACGGCUUUUCAUGGUAUCCGUGGACAGAAGACCGCGCGAUCGCCGAUGCAGCGAGCAUCAAACAUUACCUGAAUAAAGCGAUCGAGUACACUGGCCUGGCGUCUCAUAUCAAGUUGCGUCAUAAGGUGACGAAGGCAGAUUUCAGCAAGGAGAGCGCAAAAUGGACGUUAACAGUUGAGGAGGAUGGUCGGAUAAAAUCCAUGAUCUCUCGAUACACCAUAUUUGGUACUGGAUAUUACGACUACGAACAGCCUCUGAGUACGACAAUCCCAGAGCUCAGUCAAUUCAAGGGACAGAUAGUACAUCCUCAGUUCUGGCCUGAUGAUCUAAACUACAAGGAUAAAAGAAUUGUGAUCAUUGGGUCAGGUGCGACAGCAGUAACACUACUUCCCAACCUUGCCAAACAAGCAAAACAAGCCAUCAUGCUGCAGCGCAGUCCAGGAUAUAUCGUGUCAAUGGAUAACAGAGCCUCACCGUUGCUGAAGUGGCUUCUUCCGAAGGCGCUUGUCUGUGGAGUGCUAAGGUUCUGGUUCCUGACUUCGCUUUUUCUUCAGUUCCAAUUCUGCCGCAAAUUCCCAGAGUUUUCCAAGCGGAAGCUGAAAGACAACAUGAGGCGCCAGCUCCCCCCAGACAUUGAUAUCCAACCACAUUUUUCGCCAAAGUACAAUCCUUGGGAACAGCGGCUCUGUCUCUGUCCCGAUGGAGACUUCUUCGCUUGUCUGCGAGCCGGUACGGCCUCGGUAGUGACAAGCCGCAUCCGUGGAUUCCGGGAAAAUAGCCUUCUACUGGAGAAAGGAAACAGAAUCGAUGAUGUUGACAUCAUUGUGACUGCGACUGGGCUCAAGCUGGUCUUUGCGGGGAAGGUUCAGAUCUCAGUGGAUGGUACCAGCCUCGAUACCUCAAAAAAGCUUCUUUGGAGAGGUUGUAUGUUAGAGGAUACACCAAAUGCUUGCUUCCUCAUGGGUUAUACUAAUGCUUCGUGGACCCUUGGAGCCGAUGCAUCGGCUGUUCUCUUCUGCCGUCUGCUGUCCGAUAUGCAACGGUCACAACAAGCAACUGUGACACCCUGUUUCCAGGGAGAUACGAAAGAAAGGACCUCGAUGAAAACAGCCUCAUAUUUGAACCUAAACAGUACCUACGUGGCAAAGGCCACAGCCGCCUUGCCAAAGAUAGGUGACAGAGGCCCGUGGAGGAUGCGGCGUAAUUACUAUCUUGACUAUUGUAUUGCACGAUGGGGUAAUCUUUCUAAUAGUCUCUCUUUUGGCAAGGACGAUGUCACUCAGAAGAAGAACUUAUAA
Molecule: messenger RNA, 1482 nt
Organism: Aspergillus uvarum CBS 121591
Lineage: Eukaryota; Fungi; Ascomycota; Eurotiomycetes; Eurotiales; Aspergillaceae
Product: flavin-containing monooxygenase
Exons: 2
Coding region: 1-1482 (493 amino acids)
Molecular function (GO): NADP binding; N,N-dimethylaniline monooxygenase activity; flavin adenine dinucleotide binding
Source: RefSeq, a predicted model, not a curated record